Molecule: messenger RNA, 540 nt
Organism: Suillus plorans
Lineage: Eukaryota; Fungi; Basidiomycota; Agaricomycetes; Boletales; Suillaceae
Exons: 6
Coding region: 1-540 (179 amino acids)
Source: RefSeq, a predicted model, not a curated record
AUGGCAAGCUUCCUGGCUGUUUUUUCAGCCCACAAGGCUCUUGAUGAUCAUGGCAUGGACAUCCCAGUCAUUCCAAAGUUCACCACUGGGCUCGCUGUUCAUCCUGAGGAAUUUCCCUACCGCAUUGUCCAGCGAUUCCCGUGUACAUCUGAGACACUAACACACUUGACUGGCUUAGGUACACUAACACGUGGUAACAGAGCAAUCGUGAUCAUGUACAAUUACGAGGCAGGACUUCUGCAUCACCACCCUCGAGUCCUAUGGGACAUUGAUCACUCCUCGUGUCCGUUGGUCAUGAACUGGAUCACAAUGGGGGGUCGAAGUACAUGGGUCCAGCAUGCCAGUGGCGCCGGCAAUACUGCGGUUCCAAAAUGUGAAACUAAUGUAUCCAGGCAAAACUGGCUACACAUGCGCGACAAAUCUCAAGAGGAUGACUCUACAUCUGACAUAGUACUUGCCAGUGAAGCGAAGCGUCGCUAUCCGCACCAUCAAAUGACGGACUUGCAAGCCCAAGCACAGGCAACACACUGCGCGAAAUAG